AAAAAGAGAGAAACAGAACAGCGCAGAGUCGAGAUUUUUUUGUAUCAGGUUUAACAGGAAAAAAGGUGCAAAUUACAAUCAAUCUAGCAUAUUUUAUGUUAAAAUUGGCAUUAAAGUUACAACAAAACACAAGUAGUUUGCCAGUGCCAAAAGUGAUACAAAAUAGUUGUCAGUGUUGUGUGUUUUGCAGCCUUUUUUAAUCGAUUUUGUUUUCCCAAGGAUUCCCGUAGAUCGCAGCAUUUCAAUGAGUAAAAUGACAAAGAACAAACUCAAUCUAACGUUGCCUCCGGGCUCAGUGGAUGUACCGGCCGGCCAGGUAACAACCCCAACGCCGUCCUUCAAGACCCCAUCCGGUACGGAGUACGUCAUUGGAAAGCACAAUUUGCUGGGAAAGGCAAAGAACAGUAUCGAUGCGCUAACGGAAACACUAGAAGAGUUGGAAAUCGACGAGAAUGCCCGAAAGCGAAUAAAGGUUUUUCUCAGUCAGAAGGAAAAGAUUGGCGAGCUAAGCGACGAAGAUCUGGAGAAGCUAGGCGAGUUAGGAUCCGGUAAUGGUGGAGUUGUGAUGAAAGUUCGGCACAUUCCAACACAGCUGAUAAUGGCCCGUAAGCUGAUUCAUUUAGAGGUAAAGCCAGCCAUCAAGAAGCAAAUUAUUCGGGAGCUGAAGGUCUUGCACGAUUGCAACUUUCCGCAUAUUGUUGGUUUCUAUGGGGCGUUCUACAGUGACGGAGAAAUUAGCAUCUGUAUGGAGUACAUGGAUGGCGGUUCACUGGAUUUAAUUUUGAAACGAGCAGGGCGAAUUCCAGAACCAAUUUUAGCCAAAAUAACGUGCGCCGUACUUAAAGGGUUGAGUUAUCUGCGGGACAAGCACGCUAUUAUGCAUCGAGAUGUGAAGCCAAGUAAUAUCCUGGUGAACAGCAGCGGAGAGAUUAAGAUUUGUGAUUUCGGUGUGUCCGGACAGCUGAUUGAUUCGAUGGCAAACUCGUUCGUGGGUACCAGGAGUUAUAUGUCGCCGGAACGUCUUCAAGGUACUCACUAUUCGGUUCAAUCGGACAUCUGGUCGCUAGGGCUGUCUUUGGUGGAAAUGGCUAUCGGAAUGUAUCCAAUUCCGCCUCCAGAUGCAAAAAUGUUGGACUACAUUUUCCACGAAAAAGGAGACGACAGUUCGCCCGGUCAGAAUAUUAUUGAACCUAAACCGAUGGCUAUUUUUGAACUGCUAGACUACAUUGUCAAUGAACCUCCACCCAAGCUGGAACACCACUCGUUCACCGAUCGGUUCAAGGACUUUGUUGAUCGUUGCUUGAAGAAGAAUCCGGAAGAACGAGCGGAUUUAAAAACGUUAAUUAACCACGACUGGAUCAAGAACAUCGAGCAAGAGGACGUGGACAUUGCCGGGUGGGUUUGUAAAACGAUGGAUCUGCUACCCUCUACCCCAAAGAGGAAUGCGUCACCGAACUAAGAACUUGUAAUCGUUAGAUUACGAACUAAGAACUAGUUACUGUGCUAAACAGAAAGGAACACCCAUAAUUUACAUCGGUUUGGCGUGGUCUCAUAAGUGUGUAACUUGCUGUCUUUAUUCGUCGUGUAGGUUAAGUGCGAUGGUUCCAUGGGAAUCUCGAUAAAGUUUCCAAUUUACGAUUUCUCUUUUUGGAAAUUAGAAACAUACACACACACAUGAUAAUAUUAAUAACAUUAUUCUUAAACUGUAAAAAUGAGCGAGUGAUUGCAAGUGAGAUUUUUGUUUUUAUCUUUUCAACGUUUUUGUUUCGCCUAGGUUUUAAAUUGUAUAAAUUGUCUACGGUGUAGAUGUUUUAUUGUUUGAGGCAGAAUGUUUUAUGUUGCAAUAGAUUCAAUAGCAUAUUAGAUAAUAUUUUGUUAAUAGAAUUGUAUGUUUCUCCAACAACUCGGCAAACCAUAGAUUUGUAACAUCUCAUGUUAUAUUAUUUUUUAAAUUUUUAGAGGAUGAGUACAACUUCACCUUCGCAUUAAUCAACGGAAAUUUUACAAAAACUGUGCACUGAAAUGAAAAAAGGAAUAUGUAUCUUACAACUAAUACAAUGUAACAACGCAUUCCGCAACUAACAAAUUAUAGGCAAUAUAUCAAAACAUGGUCUUUAGGCAAAGUAUGAAAGGCACAGGGGUGGAUAACCUUGUGAGAGUUUAUACACAGACACACCCUGUGCACAGUGAAGCUAUCCUGUGUAGUUAAGCAUACUCAUUCCGAUAAAUUGAAAAUUCAUCGGAAAUGUCGACGAUUUCAUCUGUAUCGAAACAGGAGAAAAUUGGCAUGACUCAACCAGAGGCUCGUGCAUCAACUGUAUUAAAGUAUUUUAAACUACGAGUA
Topomyia yanbarensis is the source of this 2344-nucleotide messenger RNA. It is a transcript of the gene Dsor1, whose product is annotated as dual specificity mitogen-activated protein kinase kinase dSOR1. The transcript is spliced from 4 exons. Gene Ontology annotation, biological process: protein phosphorylation. Lineage: Eukaryota; Metazoa; Arthropoda; Insecta; Diptera; Culicidae. The coding region runs from base 245 to 1459 and encodes 404 amino acids. Gene Ontology annotation, molecular function: ATP binding; protein kinase activity. The record is from RefSeq and is a predicted model, not a curated record.